Molecule: messenger RNA, 583 nt
Organism: Anoplophora glabripennis (Asian longhorned beetle)
Lineage: Eukaryota; Metazoa; Arthropoda; Insecta; Coleoptera; Cerambycidae
Product: peptidyl-prolyl cis-trans isomerase NIMA-interacting 4
Exons: 2
Coding region: 72-452 (126 amino acids)
Biological process (GO): rRNA processing
Molecular function (GO): peptidyl-prolyl cis-trans isomerase activity; DNA binding
Source: RefSeq, a predicted model, not a curated record
UAUUUUAGUGGUUAUAUUAUUGUCAACCUCAAUUAUUUUUUAGCACGUAUUUUUAGUUAAUUUAUUACAAUAUGCCACCAAAAAAAGGUGGUGCGAAAGCUGUUAAACCAGGAAAGAGCGACGACUCAGGCGAUAAAGGUUCGAAAGAGAAAAAAGGUGGUACAGCUGUGAAAGUAAGACACAUCCUUUGUGAAAAACAAGGCAAAUGUUUGGAAGCUUUAGAGAAGUUGAAAGCAGGGCAAAAAUUUCCAGAAGUAGCUGCAGCCUACAGCGAAGACAAGGCACGUUCUGGUGGGGAUUUGGGAUGGAUGACGAGAGGGUCUAUGGUAGGACCUUUUCAGGAUGCUGCAUUCGCAUUACCCAUAUCUACUGUUAACAAUCCUGUUUAUACCGAUCCUCCAGUUAAAACGAAGUUUGGAUAUCACAUAAUUAUGGUGGAAGGCAAAAAAUGAUAGUUUCUGUUUUCAUGUUAUUUUUUUUUAAGGCGUUAUAAAUAUAAUUUUGUUUAAUUUUAUAAACAGUUGAUUGGGUGUGUCAUGUACAUUAUUACGAUAGUACUGGUAAAACAACAUAUUCCAAGUAA